UAUAUAUUGCCUCCUCUAAAACCCUCUUCACACUCAAGCGAAAAAUCAAAAACUCUCUCUCUUCAUCUGUUUUUCCCUCUGUUUUUCCAAAAUGGAUUUGUGUUCAAAUAGGUUUUCCAUGCUUUUAUUGGUUAGUAGUAUAGUUUUGAGCUCUUUCAUUGUAUCUACUUGUGCUGGAAAUUUUUACCAAGAUUUUGAUCUGACAUGGGGUGGUAACCGAGCCAAGAUAUUCAAAGGAGGUCAACUUCUUUCCCUUUCUUUGGACAAAGUUUCUGGUUCUGGUUUUAAAUCCAAAAAAGAAUAUCUAUUUGGAAGGAUUGAUAUGCAGCUCAAGCUUGUUGCUGGAAACUCUGCUGGCACAGUCACUGCCUACUAUUUGUCUUCUGAAGGACCUACUCAUGAUGAAAUUGACUUUGAGUUUUUGGGAAACCUGAGUGGUGACCCAUAUAUAUUACAUACAAAUAUCUUCACUCAAGGCCGAGGAAACAGAGAGCAACAAUUCUAUCUCUGGUUUGACCCAACCAGAAACUUUCACACUUACUCUGUAAUCUGGAAACCCCAACACAUAAUCUUCUUGGUUGACAAUUUUCCCAUCAGAGUAUUUAAAAAUGCUGAAUCAGUUGGUGUUCCAUUCCCUAAGAACCAACCAAUGAGAAUUUACUCUAGUCUAUGGAAUGCUGAUGAUUGGGCAACAAGAGGUGGAUUGGUAAAAACUGAUUGGACAAAAGCCCCAUUUACAGCAUAUUAUAGGAAUUUCAAUGUAUUGGAUAGCAGAUCAUCAAACGCAUUCUCUGAAGCUGCUAAUUAUCAAAUCAAUGCGCUUGAUGCACCCGGAAGAAGAAGACUGAGAUGGGUUCAGAGAUACUUCAUGAUUUACAACUACUGUACUGAUCUAAAACGUUUUCCACAAGGUGUUCCUCCUGAGUGCAAACCAUGAAGAUUUCUUUAGGAAAGUCUCUUUCUCUGUAAUAUAAAUCCAUGGGUUUGGGUUGGGUUGAGUUGGAGAUUGUAAUAUAAUCCGUGAUGGGGUUGGGUCGGGUCGGGUUGGGUUGGGUUGGUUUGAGUUGGGGAUUCUUUGUUGUUCUUUCUGUGCAUACAGGGUUUGGCUUAGCCUGAGACUGGGGAGGUCAAAUAAAUGCUUAUUCGUUGUUUAAUAAAUAUUUUUCUUGCUACUUCUGCAGCAGGAAAAUUACCUCUUGCUUUGCUAUUUUCUGUUCUUCUGUAGAGAAGGUUUACUUAUAGUCCUUUGUAAUUUUCAUCUUUGUACUUGUGAAUUAUUAUUAUUAUUAUGUUUCUGUUAUAUUUUA
Molecule: messenger RNA, 1307 nt
Organism: Ziziphus jujuba (common jujube)
Lineage: Eukaryota; Viridiplantae; Streptophyta; Magnoliopsida; Rosales; Rhamnaceae
Product: xyloglucan endotransglucosylase/hydrolase 2
Exons: 3
Coding region: 92-937 (281 amino acids)
Biological process (GO): cell wall biogenesis; xyloglucan metabolic process
Cellular component (GO): cell wall; apoplast
Molecular function (GO): hydrolase activity, hydrolyzing O-glycosyl compounds; xyloglucan:xyloglucosyl transferase activity
Source: RefSeq, a predicted model, not a curated record